UGAUAACCACAACCAUACAAACAAAUAAGAAAGCUAUCCGGAAUCUAAUCUUCUUUGCCUCCAACUCAUCAUUUCCUUUUCCUAUAUUACCACCUCUCUGCUUCACAACCUUUUCUGCCCUCUGCUGCUGAAACCUUAACUUUUGGAUCGUUUCUGGUUACCAUGGCUUCGGCUACUUUCUCUGUCCCCAAACCAUCUCUUCAGGGUUUCACUGAAUUCUCAGGAUUGCGAAGCUCAUCUGCUUCUCUUCCCUUUGGCAAGAAACUUUCUUCCGAUGAGUUUGUUUCCGUCGUCACUUUCCAAACUUCUGCAAUGGGAAGCAGUGGUGGAUACAGGAAAGGUGUGACUGAGGCUAAGCUUAAGGUGGCCAUUAACGGGUUUGGUCGGAUCGGGAGAAACUUCUUGAGAUGCUGGCAUGGCCGCAAGGACUCUCCUCUUGACGUCAUUGCCAUAAACGACACCGGAGGCGUCAAGCAGGCUUCGCAUCUCCUUAAAUACGACUCUACUCUUGGAAUCUUUGACGCCGAUGUGAAACCUUCUGGAGACGCUGCUCUCUCUGUUGAUGGAAAGAUUAUCCAGGUUGUGUCUAACCGCAACCCGUCUAAUCUCCCCUGGAAGGAGUUAGGCAUCGACAUUGUCAUCGAAGGAACCGGAGUGUUUGUGGAUAGAGAAGGUGCAGGGAAACACAUUGAAGCUGGAGCCAAGAAAGUUAUCAUUACCGCUCCAGGCAAAGGAGACAUUCCAACUUACGUUGUUGGUGUCAAUGCCGAUGCUUACAAUCCCGAUGAACCGAUCAUCAGCAAUGCAUCUUGCACUACUAACUGUCUUGCUCCCUUUGUCAAAGUUCUUGACCAGAAAUUCGGUAUCAUAAAGGGUACAAUGACAACUACUCACUCUUACACUGGUGACCAGAGGUUGCUAGACGCGAGCCACCGUGAUCUAAGGAGAGCAAGAGCAGCUGCGUUGAACAUUGUUCCCACAUCUACAGGAGCGGCUAAAGCUGUGGCUCUUGUGCUUCCUAACCUCAAGGGAAAACUCAAUGGAAUCGCUCUCCGUGUACCAACACCAAACGUAUCAGUGGUUGAUCUCGUUGUGCAGGUCUCAAAGAAGACUUUCGCAGAGGAAGUUAACGCUGCUUUCAGAGAUGCUGCAGAGAAAGAGCUUAAAGGUAUACUCGAAGUCUGCGAUGAGCCGCUAGUUUCCGUUGAUUUCAGAUGCUCAGAUGUGUCCUCGACCAUUGAUUCUUCACUCACUAUGGUUAUGGGAGACGAUAUGGUUAAGGUGAUUGCUUGGUAUGAUAAUGAAUGGGGUUACUCACAGAGAGUUGUUGAUUUGGCUGACAUUGUUGCCAACAACUGGAAGUGAUUUGUAACUUUUGGAAUCAACUUGUUUCAUUUUUUGCUCUCUUUUUUUACAUUGUGAUUCUCAAAAUAUCGGUCAAGACUGUAUAAUUGUAGCCUGAGUUGUGGAUUUGUAAUAAUGAUAAACUCGAUCCAGACUUGUCUACAUAUGAAACUCUUUUUAACAGGUCUCAAACAAAA
Eutrema salsugineum is the source of this 1541-nucleotide messenger RNA. Its product is annotated as glyceraldehyde-3-phosphate dehydrogenase GAPA1, chloroplastic. The transcript has 5 exons. Gene Ontology annotation, biological process: glucose metabolic process. The record is from RefSeq and is a predicted model, not a curated record. The coding region runs from base 163 to 1365 and encodes 400 amino acids. Gene Ontology annotation, molecular function: NADP binding; NAD binding; glyceraldehyde-3-phosphate dehydrogenase (NAD+) (phosphorylating) activity. NCBI's taxonomy places the organism in Eukaryota, Viridiplantae, Streptophyta, Magnoliopsida, Brassicales, Brassicaceae. Gene Ontology annotation, cellular component: chloroplast; apoplast.